Molecule: messenger RNA, 1871 nt
Organism: Erigeron canadensis
Lineage: Eukaryota; Viridiplantae; Streptophyta; Magnoliopsida; Asterales; Asteraceae
Product: phytoene synthase 2, chloroplastic-like
Exons: 7
Coding region: 236-1546 (436 amino acids)
Biological process (GO): carotenoid biosynthetic process
Molecular function (GO): geranylgeranyl diphosphate synthase activity
Source: RefSeq, a predicted model, not a curated record
CUCCAUUUCUUUAUAUUCAUCAACAGCCUUUCAUUCUUAAGCAAAAAGUCAUCCAAACCCAGUUCACAUUUCCGAUAAAUUGCACAACCUUAUGUGCAAUUUGUAACCUUUAUAGUAAAUUUGAAGUGGGUUUUCAUCCAAACCCCCCAAACAAGAAUCUAUUUUUAGUGGGUGUUUUUGAGUGUGUAGUUACACCCACAAAACCUUGUCAUUUUUUGAGUGUGUAGUUAUAACCAUGUCAGCUGCCAUGAUUUGUGGGGCUUUUCCUACCAAUACUGAUAUGUAUACUGGGCUAGACUCUUUAAAAUUGUCAGUGAAAGCAAAAGGGGUAGUUAGAAGUGAAAUAAUCAAGAAUGUUGGUAGAAAACAUAGGUAUUGUUAUUCACUGUUUAGUGAGUUUGGUUCAAGAGGAUUAGAUGUUGUUUCAAGAGUUGUGGCUAACCCAUCUGGGAAUUUGGCUAUAUCAUCUGAACAAUUGGUUUAUGAUGUAGUCAUGAAACAAGCAGCUUUGGUUAAGGAACAAAUGAGGUCUAUAGAAGAAGAAGAAGAAGAAGAAGAAGAAGAAGAUAUGGAUGUUCAGCCAGAGAUAGUUGUUCCUGGAACACUUGGUUUAUUGAAUGAAGCUUAUGAUAGAUGUGGUGAAGUUUGUUCCGAGUAUGCCAAGACUUUUUAUUUAGGAACAUUGUUGAUGACACCUGAAAGGCGAAAAGCUAUAUGGGCUAUUUACGUAUGGUGUAGGAGAACAGAUGAACUAGUUGAUGGCCCUAAUGCAUCACAUAUAACUCCCAAAGCUCUAGAUAGAUGGGAGUCGAGAUUAGAAGAUCUUUUCAAGGGACGCCCAUUUGAUAUGCUUGAUGCUGCUUUAUCAGAUACCGUUUCUAAGUUUCCAGUCGAUAUUCAGCCUUUUAAGGAUAUGAUUGAUGGAAUGAGGAUAGACCUCAAAAAGUCAAGAUAUGACAACUUUGACGAGCUAUAUCUUUACUGCUAUUAUGUAGCCGGCACAGUUGGAUUAAUGAGUGUCCCAAUAAUGGGCAUUGAUCGUGAAUCUAAGGCACCAACUGAGAGUGUUUACAAUGCUGCGUUGGCUUUAGGGAUUGCUAAUCAACUGACGAACAUUCUUAGAGAUGUUGGGGAGGAUGCAAGAAGAGGAAGGGUUUACCUGCCACAAGAUGAACUAGCACAAGCAGGAUUAUCUGACGAAGACAUAUUUUCAAUGAAAGUAACUGAUAAAUGGAGGGCCUUCAUGAAAAAACAAAUCAAAAGAGCAAGAACAUUCUUUGAUCAGGCAGAAGAAGGUGUUACACAGCUAAGCUCUGCUAGUAGAUGGCCGGUUUGGGCAUCACUACUAUUGUAUCGGCAAAUACUGGAUGAAAUUGAAGCUAACGACUAUAAUAACUUCACAAAAAGGGCAUACGUAAGCAAACAGAAGAAGAUAGUUGCUUUGCCUCUCGCUUAUGCACAAUCUCUUGUGACACCAUCGUCAACAAAAUUGGCUUCAAGUAAAAAUCUUGCCGUCAGAGGAAAAGGGGAAGCGGAAAGAGGAUAGGGGUGAUAAAAGUUGAGGGACAAGGUACUCCCAGUGGUAAGCGACAUAGGAGCAGGAGGCGUUGGUGGACAUGCAUACGCGACAGGUAGCAUCUUGAGGACUGAGGAGGGAGUUGAUAUGACGAGACAGUUUUAGGAAUCAUAACAAUACACAGAAGUGAAUCAGUAAAACUCCUAAGGCAUAUUCAGAUUUUGUUAGGGUUAUGUCAAACUGAUACAACUAGUUAAUUUUCUUUGAGUGCAAUAUAAAUCUCUAAAAAUGCAAGUUUUCGUUUUGGAAUGUAAAGGCAAAAUUGAAUAAUGGACAGUUUUUUCUUUUUGGGUAA